AAGGGAUCAAAGCAUAUAUGGACAUGGCGAUUGUCAGUGUAGGCAGGUCGAUUAGAAAUGGAGUCACAUAGAACAGGUUGCUGAAUCAUCUUUGCAUUAUAUUGAUGACACCCACAUCAAAAAAGGAUCAUCCACAGUGAAAAUCCAAUGGGUGGUGGCGUCGGUGGAAUUCUGCUCGACAGCUCUGUAAUCUUGGAUUCCACCUCAAACGAUGAUGAAACUGCAACACUUCGCACCGGAGCAGACUAUUUACUUCGCAAGCUUCGCCAUUCCAACAUUCCUACGGGAAUAUCUUAUGCAGUAGGUCUUUCGGAAGCGAAGGUGAGCCUUCUUGAGAAGCUGAUUUGUGUAUACUCAUUUGAGCAUUUCAUCUAUAAUCCAUCUUCUCUGGAUGACACUGUAAACGCGGUUUCUCUAGCUUGGGAUAAUAAUGGUGCAAUUAUUUUGCAUGUGGUUUCAAAGUACAACGAAGGACUUGUUCCAAAAUCAUUUAGUUCUGGCUGGAUGAAUGUCUUUGUCAAUGUUGAUGGUGAUGAUGCAAGCAGAAAUCCAACUGGAAUUUUCAUAGAGAAACUAGAAGAGUUACCUCUGACGGUCUGUGAGUUGAAUAGAAAGUCAAGUGAGGGUAAUCUGGUUGUGGGUUAUAUUAUGAAGCCAAGUCGAGAAGAAGAUUUUGCAAAGAGAGGUGCAUUUCCGUUAAACCCUACCCAAAAUGGGUUGAUAUUUCUACCUCUCACUUUUGACCUCCCAAUAUUAACUCAGUUGAAAAAAGUGGAAAUUGUUAUCCAUAAAGCAACUGAUGAAAUUUCCUCAAUUGAAAGAAGCAAUUCUAGUGAUUGCUCUAGUAAGAUCAUUUACACCAGAGGAAUGCUGGAAUUGCAGAGGUGUAUAGGUGAACUGUCAGAUUGCUGCGUGAUUGAUCCAUUUGAUAACAUUUUUCCUAUUGUGGAUCGACUAAAAAUCCAAGAGAUCCUACUAGGAUUGGAGGAUCUUAAAACAGAAAGCCAAUGCAAAAUCAGAGGGCCUUACUAUUUAAAGGUUGAUAGCUUUGACGAUCUUGAAUUGGAACAAAGGCUUUGUGGAGCUAAACUAUCCCUUCCGAGUAUUGUAAAACCUCAAGUUGCUUGUGGUGUAGCCGAUGCCCACAGUAUGGCCAUUGUCUUUAAAGCUGCUGAUUUCACGGGUUUAUCUGUUCCUCUUCCAGCAGUUGUGCAGGAAUAUGUCGAUCAUUCAUCUACUCUUUUCAAAUUCUAUGUCUUGGGGGAAAAGGUAUUCUAUGCAGUCAAGAAUUCAACACCUAAUGCUGAUGUCUUGAAGAACACGGCUGAGAAAAAUGGAUUCAAACCUCUACUCUUCGACAGUUUAAAAUCUCUGCCUACUGAUGGAAACAAGAAGCCUUCUCCUAAGUUGGAAGAGCAGCAGGAUCUUGAUAUUGGGCUUGUUACUGAUGCUGCAAAUUACCUUGGAAGGGUUCUUGAUCUGACCAUAUUUGGCUUUGAUGUUGUUAUUCAGGAGGGGACACGAGAUCAUGUCAUUGUGGACGUAAAUUACUUGCCAUCUUUCAAAGAAGUGCCCGAUGAAAUCGCGAUUCCUGCAUUUUGGGAUGCUAUCAAGAUGAAAUAUCUGUCGAAAAAGGGCAAAAACGGCUAAUAGUUUAUCGAUGUAUGCUCCACAACCGUGCAAGUGUAAACUAGACAUGAUUUAGCUUCAGUUAUUUGAACAUUUAGGAAGUUUGUUACUCUUCUAUCCAUGAAUAGUUUCACACUCCUGCUACAAAAGCAUGUGUUCUUGAAGAAUCAAAAUAGAAAAUGUUGUCCUUCAAGAUCCAAUAAGCAGCAGAACAAACUGAGGAGCAUUUGGAACCUUUCUUUAUCAGAGCUCAAGGCUUUCAAUACCACUAAUUCUAUAAA
Molecule: messenger RNA, 1910 nt
Organism: Cynara cardunculus var. scolymus (artichoke)
Lineage: Eukaryota; Viridiplantae; Streptophyta; Magnoliopsida; Asterales; Asteraceae
Product: inositol 1,3,4-trisphosphate 5/6-kinase 4
Exons: 12
Coding region: 148-1650 (500 amino acids)
Biological process (GO): inositol trisphosphate metabolic process
Cellular component (GO): cytoplasm
Molecular function (GO): magnesium ion binding; inositol-1,3,4-trisphosphate 6-kinase activity; inositol-3,4,5,6-tetrakisphosphate 1-kinase activity
Source: RefSeq, a predicted model, not a curated record